AAUCAUUCGCGGCGUUAUCAGAUCUGUUGUGUCGGGCUGGAUCCAUUCAUUGACAACCCAACAUGGACCCUAGGGCACGGCCAGGUGGAGCUACUGGCGAGCAAAUAGCAUUACGCCCCAUAAGAGACCGGGAGGUUGCGAGUACGAGCAGGGACAGGCCCAAGCUGCAGGCGGUGCAUACUUUCUCCACGGAAACCAGCGGCAUCGGGACCAGCGUGGUCUCUUCCUUCGAUCGCAGUUUCGAUUUGGAGCACAACCAGGACGUUGACGGAAUGGAUGAUCCGCACAAGCGCAUGGCAAUUAAUUACGAUGCAGAUGGCUCCAGAUAUGCUGCCUAUGCUGAUUCCGGGCCGCACAGCAACACGGGACGUGGAUUCGAUCGAAUGUAUCAGCAGAGUGCUUCGCGUAGUCAGAAUGGAGAUGGUCCUUCCAAACUGAAUGUCAGUAAUGGUAAAGGAGAACCGAUGGAGUAUCAAGAAUGGGAUAGAAAGCGGAGGAAUAGUAAGUCGCCGAAUCCCUCGCCGAACACAUCGCGGCGGGGGUCGUUUCGGGGGGAUAAGAAAGAGAAGCAUUUCCUAGGGGCCCCGGGCUCGGCCUGGGUAAACUGGUCAAAGGAUCGCCGUAACUCCUUUCGUAGGCGGGUGGAGAUGAUCGAGCAGAAGGAGAAAGAAGCUGAGAAGACCAGGGUGUCCACGCCAGUCAAGAAGGCCCGCCAGGAAUGCGUCAGGUUCGUCUCCCGAGAGAUGGAGGAUCAGUACAUCGCCGAGGCAAACGAACCAGUCAGGAAAAAACCCGCCAAGAAAGAGAAGAAGAAGGAAAAGAAGAAGCGGGGACAGAAAACGGAUGACCCGCUGAAGAAGAUCAAGCUCACUGACGUGCAGUGGAACCUCAUGAUGGACUACUGGGAAAACCCAAUCUUCGUCAGGAGUCGCUAUGUGGGAAUAGUCAUGAGUCUGCUGGCCUUGGCUAUCUGUGUCUAUAGUUUGGCGACGACAACGUGGUCAACGUACGAUGUUCCUGCUCCGAUGAAUUUUACAGAAAAAUGGAACGGAUCGACAGAGAUGGGGCUGUGGCGUGUGUGUGGCCAGAAAAAUAAUACGGAAACGGGAGAGCUCGAGCCGUACUCGUGCUGGAGAGAAACAAGAUUCGGAUGGCAAAACGGUAUCAUAGGGCUUCUGUUGUUUUCUGCUGGAGUUGGAUUCCUGGCGACCAUAUUGUCAAUAUGCGGCCUAUGUGUUAACAACUUGCCCAAGAAACUUUAUUACUACCAUUCAGCGGGAGAGAUAUUCUUCGUCUGUGCCUUGAUAUGUACGACUGGUCUGGUGGCGUACCCAGUGUGCAUAGAAACAUUCAAAUUAAUCAAUCAUAAAUAUGGAUACGCCUACAUGAUAGGAUGGGGUGCAUCUGCGGGCUACUUUGCCGCGGCCUUGUGUAUGAUGCUGGACGAUCUGAUACAGACUAGUGCUACCGGGUGCUGUAAGAAAAAGAAACAGAGUCUACAGCAUGUAUAGCACAAUGUAGACCAGAGGAAGAAGAUGGUGAUUUAGAAGAGCGCAUACGAUUGGUUGAUCUUAUCUUGGGAUUUAUUGGUGCAAUAGAUAAGGCGUCUAUGGCAAGGUGAUUUUGGCUAAAGACUCUUGUUGCCUUGGUGAUAUGUUCUUCCUGUUUUCCUGCUCAUUUGUGUGUAUUUUAUUGUGAUGGGACAGAGGGGAUGGAAUGGGAAUUGUUCCAUAGCUGCAGAGGUGAUCGUGCGUGGAGUAGUCACUUAUGUUCGACCAGAGCUGAAGAAGCAACGUGGAGACUGCAAGGAUUGUCAACUUAACUUUACAUCUCUCUUCCAAAAGCCAGAGAUAGUAUGUUCCCAAGUGUUCCCUUGGUGGCGCGUGGCUUUCGAAUUCACUUUUUGGUGGCGAGAUCGAAUCUCCAUGAAUGGGACAAGCAGGAGAGAGGCGUGUUCAGUGAAGACAUUUGAAGGAGUUUGUUUCUUUAGAAUCUCUAUGCAUAAUCAGGCUUUCAUUAUUGGAACCAUACUGCUUUCAUUCAUCAUUCCUCUUCAAUAUUAAACCUUCCACGAGACAUGCGCAUGUCAGGAUGGCAUUUGCGGUUCUGGUGAUGGAGUCACAUUGAAUUUCUUCCUGUCCAUGCACAACCAAUUCAAACUAUUAUGAUUGUGUUUCGCAUGAUCAUCAUUGUUAAUACCACGUAUCCAUUUACCAGGGUGCUUUUCAUAAAUGAUUUUACACCGGCACACAAUAUAUGUAUCAAUUGUGGUUAUCACAGCCACCGUUAGGUGUUUCAUGCGCAAAAUAAAUGUUCCUCGCCUGGCAUUCCCAUUGUUCCGAUUUUUGAUGCCAACGACAUCUAGCGGUGGCAAUGAAAACUACAAACACUUUAGUAUUAACCAUUUUGGAUGUUAUGCGUGUACGUGUGUUCACUCUUGGCUCCAAUACUAUUCGACGACAAAAGUUUGCCAAGUUUCAAAAAGUUCUGUCGAUUGUUCUGCUUUUGGGCCGCAUUCUUUAGAAACUAUUUUUCUUUCAACUUUAUAGUGAGAUGUAGGCACGAUUACCUCGAAACGGACUUUUUCUAUUCGGUCAUCCGCACAAUGUAGAAAUGGAAUUAAAAACUGCCAUUUCUAACAUAGUAAAAAAAGGCAAAUGGCUUCCGUAGCACCUAUGCUAAACAUUGUUUGUGGUUGGGAGCCAAUUCCGUUCCUCUUAUUAUUUUCUCUCAAAGUAGACUGAUCCCUGUCCUCGUGGCGUGUAAGCUUAAUGCUGAUACUUCUAGGACAGGUAUUGGCCGAGGUAUAUUCGCAUCUCAUUGGUGCACAUGUGUUGACGAUCUCUGAUGGCUGACGGGCAGCAAAUCUUCAAAAUUUUGAAAAUGCUAAAAUGUAAUUGUCUGAAGACGUUGGCGCUAUAGUGUAUAAAACUCUCGUUAUGAAUAAUUUUCCUUCUCAAUUUUAAAAUUGAAGUCGGUCACAGUGCAGAAAACUUUUGAAAUUAUGGAUGUCUGUGACGUCACUUCCACAAAUCCUCCAAUAAUGGCGGGCGAUAUUGGUCUUGACUGUUAACAGUGAGUUUACGCAAUUCUCCCGAAACGCCAACGCGAACGCCUAUCUCAUUGUCCGACAUCGUAAUAAGGAGCUCGAACAACGGGAUAGGCGUUCGACUUGCCUCUGCGGGGGAUUUGCGAAAACUCCCUCAGCGUGAACCAAUCAGUAGGCUCAACGAAUUAGCUGUGAGCCGCUUUCCAAUGUUUUCAAAAUGUUGGUAGUAUUGGCACCAAAAGUGAACACAAUGACUGAAUUUAUACUUCUCUUGACGAAAUGUACAUUAUCACGAACUAUAUAUAUAUAAUUUCAAAAAGAGUGCAUAUAUCGCGUAUUUUUCUAAUCAGGGACUAUUCUAUUGUCGUCGUUUAAGUAAGCAUUUAAUUAAAGAACCGGUUGCACAAAAUAAAUGCGAAAGGUGGCAUUUUCUGUUUGCCACGCCCUUUCACCGGCAUGCCCUUCGAGUCAGGCGUGCUUCUCUCAGUACCGAGUUUCCGCAAAUCUCACGAAUAAAUUACGAAUUACGAACUAAUAUUUACAAAGGAACUCGCGUUCCAUUUUGCAGUCAGCUGUAUCUGGUUAAGUAUUAGAAGUUAAUGCUGUCGCCCAUUUCCUAUCUUAUUGAAAAACGGACGCUGCGACAAUUUAGACUUAUUCGUAACGACUAUAGGCCAGUUCAUCACCAGGAAUUCAAACCUCGCUGCGCUGUAAGAAGUUAUAGUGGAUUGAUGAAAGAACUUUGGAUCCCGAGUGACCCUUCCAAGGGUAACACACGUUGAUCAGGUUAGAAACCAAUGAUCUUGUGGUCUCUUUCUCGAAUAAAAUAGCUAUUCGUAAUUCUUAAUUUGUAAUUUGCAAUUCGUAAGAUUUGCGGAAACUCGCUAAUGUCAAUUGUUUCCCAUUAUGAUACGAUUACGAGUAUCAUUGAUGCCGGGAGAGAUCAAAACGGUUUCAAAGUGCGUUUCGUGUAAUCUACCAUCCUUUCAGUCAAGCCGCCGUUUGACCCGAACGGGUACUGAAACUAGUAUCUGCCUCUAUACCGUAAUCUUACAUUUUGCACACGCCGAUGGUGAUGUUUGAUCGGGGAGUUCAUCGGCUAAUUCUCAAAGUCGUUAAGCCCGCAGCACACUAGCCGCCAACUUUGGCGACAAGAAGCGUUCAGCUGACGCCUCUCGACGCCGAAGUUGGUGGCCAGUGGAUCCCGGUCAGAGCACACCUGCCCAGAAUCGGCGUCCAGUAGCGUCUUUUCCGCCACUUUAGGCUGCCAUUUUGAAAUCAUGUGACAUCAUGGCGCAUACUGAUUGGCCAUAGCCUCGCCGCCGACGCCAAUUCAGGCGGCAAUCCGUAGCACACCUGGCCUCUUCUUGCGUUCAAACGCGGCGACAAGCGUCACAAAUCAAACAUGUUAGAUAUUUGGCGUUAAGUUGUGGCAAGUGGCGGCAAGUCGCGUUCGCCGACGCCGUUCGUAGCAGACUAGGGAUUUUUCAGGCGUUCAGGACUCUUGCGGCAAAAAACGCCUGUGAACGCCGAAGUUGGCGGCUAGUGUGCUACAGGCUUUAGAGCUCUGCCUCAUCUGUCUAGCUCGUUUGAGAACAUAAAUCAAAGCGUAUGGAAGGGCCUACAGUCCAAAUCACAAUUAUCAUCCCUAAAUUCGCGUUAUUGGCUCGUCAUUGAGGCGCUACCCAGGGCGUAAGAUGCGCGUAAUUUACGCGAAACAUAGAGAGAUAAGCACGUUACUGGUGCGUCUCAGUUGCGCGUCACUGACGCGAAACAGGACGGAUGUCAAUUGUGAUUUCGACUAUAUUGUCUCUGAACAGUACAGUAUAGAUGAUUAGGCCUACACUAAAUGACAAUGUAAAUGCAGUUCAAAGUAGCUUUAACAAAGCGAAAAGUGACGCAAAAAAACGAAACUGGCGGUUCGACUAUAGCUUUUAACAAGUUUUAACGGGUUGUAGGUUUUCGAUGUAUCAAGUUGUUCCCACCGUCUUCCCUAAAAUUUUCACCACUACUUCUGUGUGUAUACUCUUUGUCAUUUACGCUGUUCAUUUUUUACGACGCUCGCGAUUUGGGCUUCAUAUAUAAUUUCAGCAUUUCUUAUGGAAAACCCUUUGUAGAUAUUGGUGUGACGUCAAAUGGACAAUAGCCACAUGUACAUAUCACAUUUCCCGGGGAUUUGCUUUGGCAUACUUUGGGCGCGUUAUAAAAGGCGCAAUCAGAGGCGAAGGGUCGCGCCUUCUUUGAGUGAUUAUAGUCUGCCCCAAAGUUACAGUCUUCAUUAUUAUGAUAAGCGUGUGUGGCCGGGAGCCGGGGUCAGCUAAAUCAUCGAUCGCUUUACUGUACGGAAUAUGGUCAAUCGAGCAUUCUGACCAGGGAAUUUCUCAUAUAAGAACAUGUAGACUAAGAAUUGACGUUCAUCACGAAAAAAUUCAAAGUCUGUCGUUACAAUUUCACUAUUCGUUUUUCCCUCACCUCCCGAACAAUUCAGGUAUUGCCCAAUAAACGGUCUGUGGUCUUUAAACAAGGCCCGCUCGCACCUAGACCGAAAUCCCCUUUGUUGUCUUAUCAAAGGGUUAUCAGAGGAAAUCUUGAUAACAUCGACUCCCACGAAACAGCCUUCAUGUCGAUCGAUAGGCCUAAACGGGCAAGCGCUAAUAAACUUACAUGUAAUUAUGUGGAUAUAUUUCAUGCAAUGUCAUGUUUUUCGCUGAUUGCAUGAUCGAUAUACGUUGUUUAUUCUUCAGCUGAUUUUAAGUGUUAGAUAUUCAUGUUUUUCAUCAAAGCUCCUCUUUUUUUCAUCAGUUUGUGAUAUAUUUGUAGUUUUUCUGAUAAUGUUAUGUUUAUUCAUAAACAAAACAUUAUGCUGUUCGCCCUCUUACGUGACGGUUAGACCCCGGACGCAGUGGAGCAUCUGCUGCGCCUCUCCCCCAGAGAGAUACCAUGUUUAUGAUGAUAGAGGCCUAGUGACGUAAACAAGAAUGUCUUGAGUGAAAUUCGAGCUUAAAGAGCUAAUUUAGCGAUCGCCUUUUGAGACAACCGAAGAGCGAAACUUGGAUUUGAUCAUCACCAUCAUCAUUAUCAAGGAAUGGUCGAAGGAUUUCUCCUGUUGACUAUUAUUGCAGAUAAAACUUUAGAGCAAUGUUCACAUCACAUUUUUGACGGGUGUGGUUUUAGGUGUAUGCGUCGUUGUUUGCGAAUUCAGAUAAUCUUCCCCUUUGGUGAUCAUGAAAUAAUUGCAACGAUUAACGUUAAUCAAUUAGCUCUUUAAGAGCGAAUUUCACUCUUUCUUUUUAGAGACUCUGCCGGGUAUACGUUUAGAGAAAUGUAACUCGACACGCCAUCCCUGUUGUAUGCUUACGAACCUAAUCCAGGGUUACAGCUCAAUAUUAAUUGUAUCGAUUAUUCACCUGAUUCGUUUCAAUUUGUUAAUUUACAUUAUAUGCGAUUUUAUUGAAUUUUAUGCAAAUUUCUUAUGAUUGAUUUGUUUACCUCAUGCAAAGAGUAUGUCUUCCUUAUGACACUACUGCCUUUAUGUAUAUUUCUACUCAAUAAAAAUAGAACUUUUAUCUCACCAGA
This is a messenger RNA of Lineus longissimus, 6625 nucleotides long. RefSeq lists its product as uncharacterized. NCBI's taxonomy places the organism in Eukaryota, Metazoa, Nemertea, Pilidiophora, Heteronemertea, Lineidae. Gene Ontology annotation, cellular component: membrane; cell-cell junction. The record is from RefSeq and is a predicted model, not a curated record. Gene Ontology annotation, biological process: cell-cell adhesion. The coding region runs from base 63 to 1511 and encodes 482 amino acids. The transcript is spliced from 6 exons.